Messenger RNA from Indicator indicator, 13368 nucleotides. It is a transcript of the gene MYCBP2, whose product is annotated as MYC binding protein 2. Bases 48 to 12716 code for a protein of 4222 amino acids. The record is from RefSeq and is a predicted model, not a curated record. Gene Ontology annotation, cellular component: nucleus. NCBI's taxonomy places the organism in Eukaryota, Metazoa, Chordata, Aves, Piciformes, Indicatoridae. The transcript is spliced from 75 exons.
UUGAUGAGGAAUCAGCUGUCCUUGGUGCUGGAAGAGAGUUUGCACUGAUGAAAACUGCUAAUGGAAAGAUUUAUUAUACUGGCAAAUAUCAAAGCCUUGGAAUCAAACAAGGUGGUCCUUCAGCAGGAAAAUGGGUUGAACUACCAAUCACAAAAUCCCCAAAGAUUAUUCAGUUCUCUGUUGGACAUGAUGGCUCACAUGCCUUACUUGUUGCUGAGGAUGGAAGCAUAUUCUUCACAGGUUCUGCCAGUAAAGGAGAGGAUGGUGAAUCAACUAAAAGCCGACGUCAGUCAAAACCAUAUAAACCUAAAAAAAUCAUUAAAAUGGAAGGAAAGAUUGUCAUUUCGACAGCGUGCAAUAAUGGAAGCAGUUCUGUAAUUUCGAAAGAUGGAGAACUGUACAUGUUUGGAAAAGAUGCCAUUUACUCUGACAGUACAAGUUUGGUGACAGAUUUGAAAGGCCAUUUUGUGACUCAAGUAGCUAUGGGCAAAGCUCACACCUGUGUGUUAAUGAAGAAUGGAGAAGUUUGGACAUUUGGUGUAAAUAAUAAAGGACAGUGUGGGCGAGACACAGGCUCCAUGAGCCAGGGAGGAAAAGGUUUUGGAGUUGAAAACAUGGCAACAGCAAUGGAUGAAGACCUAGAAGAGGAACUGGAUGAAAAAGAUGAGAAGUCCAUGAUGUGUCCUCCAGGCAUGCAUAAAUGGAAGCUGGAGCAGUGUAUGGUGUGCACUGUAUGUGGAGAUUGCACAGGGUAUGGAGCUAGCUGUGUUAGUAGUGGGCGUCCUGACAGAGUACCUGGAGGAAUCUGUGGCUGUGGCUCAGGUGAGUCGGGCUGUGCUGUAUGUGGCUGCUGCAAGGCGUGUGCUAGAGAACUGGAUGGCCAGGAAGCAAGGCAAAGAGGAAUUCUUGAUGCUGUAAAAGAGAUGAUACCUUUAGAUCUCUUGCUAGCUGUCCCUGUUCCUGGAGUUAAUAUUGAAGAACACCUUCAGUUACGGCAGGAAGAAAAGCGGCAACGUGUAAAUAGGAGACAUAGGUUGGAAGAAGGAAGAGAUGGAAGCGGAGAAAGGGGUGAGAAGGAUGCUAGCAAAAUCACAACCUAUCCACCAGGGGCUGUCCGCUUCGACUGUGAACUGCGAGCCGUACAAGUCAGUUGUGGGUUCCACCAUUCAGUGGUUCUGAUGGAAAAUGGUGAUGUUUACACAUUUGGAUAUGGGCAGCAUGGUCAGCUCGGACAUGGUGAUGUUAAUUCCAGGGGAUGUCCUACUUUGGUGCAAGCAUUACCAGGUCCUAGUACACAAGUUACUGCUGGGAGCAACCAUACAGCUAUUCUCUUAAUGGAUGGCCAAGUCUUCACAUUUGGAAGUUUCUCAAAAGGUCAGCUUGGUAGGCCUAUUCUGGAUAUGCCCUACUGGAAUGCAAAACCAGCACCUAUGCCUAAUAUAGGCUCGAAGUAUGGACGCAAAGCAACGUGGAUUGGAGCAAGCGGAGACCAGACUUUUCUCCGGAUUGAUGAAGCUCUCAUUAAUUCUCAUGUGCUGGCUACAUCAGAGAUAUUUGCAAGCAGGCAUAUAAUAGGUUUGGUACCGGCUUCAAUAUCAGAACCUCCUCCUUUUAAGUGUCUUCUGAUAAACAAAGUAGAUGGCAGUUGUAAAACAUUCAAUGAUUCUGAGCAGGAAGACCUUCAGGGUUCUGGUGUGUGUCUGGAUCCUGUCUAUGAUGUUAUUUGGAGGUUUCGACAAAAUGCUAGGGAGCUGUGGAGCUACAACGCAGUAGUUGCCGAUUCCAGACUUCCCUCAGCUCCAGACAUGCAAUCCCGGUGUAGUAUUUUGAGUCCCGAACUUGCUCUGCCAACAGGUUCCAAAGCUCUAACCACCAGAUCUCAUGCAGCUUUGCACAUUCUAGGUUGUCUUGAUACUUUGGCUGCUAUGCAGGACUUAAAAAUGGGUGUAGCAAAUACAGAAGAGGAGACUCAAGCAGUAAUGAAAGUUUAUUCUAAAGAAGACUACAGUGUUGUUAACAGAUUUGAAAGCCAUGGAGGAGGCUGGGGUUAUUCAGCCCACUCAGUAGAAGCUAUUCGUUUCUGUGCUGAUACAGAUAUUCUGCUAGGUGGUCUUGGUCUUUUUGGAGGUAGAGGUGAAUACACUGCAAAAAUAAAGUUGUUUGAAUUGGGCCCAGAUGGGGGAGACCAUGAAACUGAUGGAGACCUUCUUGCUGAAACAGAUGUCUUAGCAUAUGAUUGUGCUGCUAGAGAGAAGUAUGCAAUGAUGUUUGAUGAACCAGUACUUCUACAAGCUGGCUGGUGGUAUGUCGCCUGGGCAAGAGUGUCAGGACCUAGUAGUGAUUGUGGAUCACAUGGACAGGCCUCCAUUACUACAGAUGAUGGUGUUGUAUUUCAGUUUAAAAGUUCCAAGAAAUCAAAUAAUGGUACGGAUGUUAAUGCAGGGCAGAUCCCACAGUUACUAUACAGGCUGCCAACUAGUGAUGGCAGUGCAUCCAAAGGAAAGCAGCAGACCAGUGAACCUGUGCACAUUCUAAAGAGAUCUUUCGCCAGAACUGUCUCAGUAGAAUGUUUUGAAUCUUUGUUGAGCAUUCUUCACUGGAGCUGGACAACACUCGUGCUGGGAGUUGAAGAGCUUCGUGGGCUUAAGGGAUUCCAAUACACUGCUACUCUUUUGGAUUUAGAAAGGUUGCGUUUUGUGGGCACUUGCUGCCUGAGGUUGCUGAGAGUCUACACCUGUGAAAUAUAUCCGAUAUCAGCUACAGCUAAGGCGGUUGUAGAAGAAACCAGCAAACUAGCAGAUUGCAUUGGAAAAACUAGGACCUUGCUGAGAAAAAUUUUGUCUGAAGGAGUUGAUCACUGCAUGGUGAAGUUGGACAAUGAUCCACAAGGAUACCUCAGUCAGCCUCUCAGUCUUUUAGAAGCUGUUCUUCAGGAAUGCCAUAAUACAUUCACAGCUUGCUUUCAUUCGUUUUAUCCAACUCCAUCUCUCCAGUGGGCAUGUCUUUGUGACUUGCUGAAUUGUUUGGACCAGGACAUUCAGGAAGCAAACUUCAAAACCUCCAGCAGCCGACUUCUUGCUGCUGUUAUGUCUGCCCUCUGCCAUACUUCAGUAAAGCUGACCUCUAUCUUCCCGAUUGCUUAUGAUGGAGAGGCGUUGCUGCGAUCAAUGGUUAAACAAGUCAGCACUGAGAAUGACUCUGCUCUGGCCCAUCGCUUUCCUCUUUUGGUUGCACACAUGGAAAAACUUAGUCAGAGUGAAGAAAAUGUUUCAGGGCUGACAAGCUUUCGGGAGGUGCUGGAGAAGAUGUUGGUCAUUGUUGUUUUACCAGUACGGAACAGCCUUAGACGAGAAAAUGAACUCUUCUCUUCACAUCUGGUUUCUAACACCUGUGGGUUGCUUGCUAGUAUUGUGAGUGAGCUUACAGCAUCAGCAUUAGGAUCUGAGGUUGAUGGACUGAACUCUCUCCAUUCUGUCAAAUCCACUCCAAACCGAUUCACUAAAACAAGUCAGGGAAGAAGCUGGAAUACGGGGAACGGAUCUCCUGAUGCAAUAUGCUUCUCUGUUGACAAACCUGGUGUCGUUGUAGUAGGAUUUUCUGUUUAUGGAGGAGGAGGAAUUCAUGAGUAUGAGUUGGAAGUACUAGUUGAUGAUAGUGAUCAUACUGGAGAUUCAACUCAUUCUCAUAGAUGGACGUCUUUAGAGUUGGUUAAAGGAACUUACACCACAGAUGAUUCUCCCAGUGACAUAGCUGAAAUCAGAAUUGACAAGGUUGUUCCACUGAAGGAAAAUGUGAAAUAUGCAGUUCGCUUGAGGAAUUAUGGAAGCCGGACUGCCAAUGGAGAUGGAGGAAUGACCACAGUUCAGUGUCCAGAUGGUGUAACAUUUACAUUCAGUACAUGUAGUCUGAGCAGUAAUGGCACAAACCAAACACGAGGACAGAUUCCACAGAUUCUUUAUUACAGGAGUGAGUAUGAUGGAGAUCUGCAAUCCCAGCUUUUGAACAAAGCUAACGAGGAAGAUAAAAAUUGUAGCAGGGCUCUUUCUGUUGUGAGUGCUGUUGUACGAGCAGCCAAAGAUCUGUUGCACAGAGCUCUUGCUGUAGAUGCUGAAGACAUUCCAGAACUACUCAGCUCUUCCAGUCUGUUUUCAAUGCUGCUUCCCCUCAUAAUAGCAUACAUAGGACCAGUAGCGGCAGCUAUACCCAAGGUUGCUGUUGAGGUCUUUGGCCUAGUACAACAGUUACUUCCUUCUGUGGCAGUUCUGAAUCAGAAAUAUGCCCCUCCAGCUUUUAACCCAAAUCAGUCAACAGACAGUACCACAGGAAACCAACCCGAGCAAGGGCUUUCAGCUUGUACUACCUCCAAUCACUAUGCUGUUGUAGAAAGUGAGCAUCCCUACAAACCUGCCUGUGUUACACACUAUAAGGUAACUUUUCCUGAAUGUGUCCGGUGGAUAACAAUAGAGUUUGACACUCAGUGUGGCACUGCUCAGUCAGAGGAUGUUCUUCGUUUAUUAAUUCCUGUCAGAAUUGCACAGAGUUUAGGAUUUGGACCAAAGCAUGCCUCUGUUCAUGAAAACCUAAAUUCAUGGGUAGAACUGAAAAAAUUUUCUGGAUCUUCAGGAUGGCCUACAAUGGUAUUAGUAUUGCCAGGAAAUGAAGCUCUUUUUUCUCUGGAGACUGCAUCAGACUAUGUGAAAGAUGAAAAGGCUUGUUUUUAUGGUUUCAAAUGUUAUGCAAUUGGAUAUGAAUUUAGUCCAGGAUCUGAUGAGGGUAUUAUUCAACUGGAGAAAGAAUUGGCAAAUCUAGGAGGAUCAUGUGCAGCAGCUUUGAUGAAGAAAGAUCUAGCACUUCCUAUUGCUGGUAAUGAAUUUGAAGAGGAUCUUGAGAUACUUGAAGAGGCUGCCUUACAGGUGUGCAAAUCUCACUCUGGCAUUCUUGGGAAAGGCUUAGCACUAUCUCACUCGCCAACCAUUUUGGAAGCUCUUGAAGGAAAUCUUCCACUGCAGGUACAAAGUAAUGAGCAAUCAUUUCUGGAAGAUUUCAUUGCUUGUGUACCAGGAUCAAGUGGUGGACGACUUGCAAGGUGGCUUCAGCCAGAUUCAUAUGCUGAUCCUCAAAAAACAUCAUUGAUUUUGAAUAAGGAUGAUAUUCGAUGCGGUUGGCCGACUGUCAUUACAGUACAAACAAAAGACCAGUAUGGGGAUGUUGUUCAUGUUCCUAGUAUGAAGGUAGAAGUCAAAGCUAUUCCUGUUUCUCAGAAAAAAACAUCUUUGCAGCAAGAACAAGCUAAAAAAGUGCAAAGAAUACCAGGGAGUCCUGCAACAGCGGCUUCCCCUAGCAGUGAUAUGACCUUUGGAGGACUUCCUUCACCAAAACUUGAUUCUUCCUAUGAGCCAAUGAUAGUAAAAGAAGCUCGAUAUAUUGCCAUUACAAUGAUGAAGGCAUAUGAAAAUUAUUCUUUUGAAGAACUGCGCUUUGCUUCACCAACACCGAAGAGACCCAGUGAAAACAUGUUGAUCAGAGUCAAUAAUGAUGGUACAUACUGUGCAAACUGGACUCCUGGAGCUGUUGGUCUCUAUACCAUUCAUGUUACUAUCGAUGGCAUUGAAAUAGAUGCUGGACUAGAAGUCAAAGUAAAAGAUCCUCCAAAGGGAAUGAUACCUCCUGGAACUCAACUUAUUAAACCAAAAGCGGAGCCUCAGCCUAACAAGGUUCGCAAAUUUGUGGCCAAGGACAGUGCAGGGCUUCGUAUCCGUAGCCACCCUUCCCUUCAGAGUGAGCAAAUAGGCAUAGUGAAAGUCAAUGGAUCCAUCACUUUCAUUGACGAGAUCCACAAUGAUGAUGGUGUUUGGCUGAGGCUGAAUGAUGAGACAAUAAAGAAGUAUGUUCCUAACAUGAAUGGCUACACUGAAGCCUGGUGUCUCUCUUUUAACCAACAUCUUGGCAAGAGCCUCCUGGUACCUGUUGAUAAUGUCUUUAAUGCUAGCCAAGGAGUAAGGGAUUUGGACUUUUUUUCAUGGACUUCCAAAGCUUUACCCCCUAAGGACUCUAGGUCUAAUACUGAUGAUUUUUUCAAAGACCUAAAUUCACACUGCCCGCAGGAAGCAGUGGUGCAAGAACAAGAUAUGCCAUUCCUUCGAGGUGGACCUGGAGUGUACAAGGUAGUGAAGACUGGCCCAUCAGGUCACAACAUCAGAAGCUGCCCUAACCUUAGAGGUAUCCCAAUUGGAAUGUUAGUUCUGGGAAACAAAGUCAAAGCAGUGGGCGAGGUGUCUAAUUCAGAAGGUACAUGGGUGCAAAUGGAUAAGAACAGCAUGGUAGAGUUCUGUGAAAGUGAUGAAGGCGAGGCAUGGUCGUUAGCUAGAGACAGAGGUGGAAACCAGUACCUCCGACAUGAAGAUGAGCAAGUCCUUCUAGAUCAGAAUGUUCAGACUCCUCCCCCAAGUCCUUUUUCAAUACAAGCUUUCAGUAAGGGCACAAGCUGUAGUAAUGGUCAAGGGUUUGAUUACGGCCUUGGAAAUAAUAAAGUUUUGACUGUUUUGCCUACUACAGGUGACCAACUGAGUGCCAUACUGAAUUCCAUUCAGUCACGGCCAAAUCUCCCAGCUCCUUCCAUCUUUGAUCAAGCUGCAAAACCUCCCUCUUCCCUAGUCCACAGUCCAUUUGUGUUCGGACAGCCCCUUUCCUUCCAGCAGCCUCAGCCACCGCUUCAGAAAUCUCCAUCCUGCUGCCUUGCUUCUCGUGAGCGUAUUUACAAAACUAGUGAUGUAGCUGGGCCUGCCUCUGCUAUUUCAUCUCUCUCUCACAAACUGAAGGGUGACCGAAUGAAUUUCACAGGAGCUGGCAGACCAAUUUCUCCAGCAGGAAAAUCAGACAUGACAUCAAAACACAGAGCUGACUGCAGGUCACCCAAACUUGAUGUACGAAUGAAUAGAGUUACUGGUGACCAGAAGAAACCCAGGAAUACAGAAGGCUUAUCUGCCAGUGAGUCUCUUCUGCUGAAAUCGGAUGCCGCAAAAUUGCGAUCAGACUCUCACAGCAGGUCAUUGUCUCCAAAUCAUAACACUCUGCAAACGCUAAAAACUGAUGGAAGAACAACUACUGGUUUGAGAGCUGAAUCUCCAGGGCCAGGAACCCGGUCGACUUCUCCAAAGACAAAGACACUUACAGCUGUUAGAUCUGGUACUAGUUCUCCACGAUCUUCAUCACCCCAUGACAAACCUCUACCUCAGAAAGCUCCAUCUCCUGUUAAAACAAAGCUUGAUCCUCCACGAGAACGCUCCAAAUCGGAUUCUUACACGUUAGAUCCAGACACUCUUCGCAAAAAGAAAGUACCAUUAACAGAACCCUUAAGGGGGAGGUCCACUUCACCCAAACCAAAAAUUACUGCAAAAGAUGGAAAAUCUGCUACAGAAACUGAAAACAGAGCUCCUUCCCCUCAUGUCGUACAAGAAAAUCUUCACAGUGAGGUAGUUGAAGUAUGUACUUCAAGUACUCUAAAGACUAACAGCAUUACAGAUACCACCUGUGAAGACAACACAGAAUUCAGAAGUGUGGAUGAUGGUUCUAAUAAGGUUCAUUUCAGCAUAGGAAAAGCACCGCUGAAAGAUGAGCAAGAUAUGAGAGCAUCUCCAAAAGUGAGCCGUAAAUGUGCUGGUAGGCAUACAAGACCCAAAAAAGAAAAAUCCGGCUUUCUUUUCAAAGGAGAUGGCUCCAAGCCUGUAGAGCCUACCAAGCAAGCGAUGUCGCCUUCUGUUGCAGAAUGUGCUAGAGCUGUAUUUGCUGCAUUUCUUUGGCACGAAGGAAUAGUUCAUGAUGCUAUGGCUUGUUCAUCUUUUUUGAAGUUUAAUCCAGAACUGUCCAAAGAGCAUGCACCAAUACGAAGCAGUCUUACUCCACAACCUGCAGAGGAAAAAGAAACCAAGCUGAAAAAUAGACAUUCGUUGGAAAUAUCAUCUGCUCUUAACAUGUUCAACAUCUCGCCUCAUGGACCAGAUAUAUCUAAAAUGGGUAGCAUCAAUAAAAACAAAGUCCUUUCAAUGUUAAAAGAGCCACCUCUGCAUGAGAAGUGUGAGGAUGGAAAAACUGAAGCUACCUCCUUUGAAACAUCCAGUCAUCACACAAUGAAAUCCAAGUCUCCUCUUCCCUUAACGCUACAGCACUUGGUAGCUUUCUGGGAAGACAUUUCGUUAGCAACUAUUAAAGCAGCUUCCCAAAACAUGAUUUUUCCAAGUCCUGGUUCUUGUGCGGUGUUAAAGAAGAAAGAAAGUGACAAAGAUAACAAGAAAACCAAAAAAGAGAAAAAGAAAAAGGAGAAGGUUGAGACUAGGCCAAGGGGAAAUCUUUUUGGUGAGAUGGCUCAGCUUGCAGUGGGAGGACCUGAAAAAGACACUAUCUGUGAGUUGUGUGGAGAAUCCCAUCCCUACCCAGUGACUUACCACAUGAGACAAGCUCAUCCAGGUUGUGGCCGUUAUGCAGAUGGCCAAGGUUAUAAUAGCAUCGGGCACUUCUGUGGAGGCUGGGCGGGUAAUUGUGGUGAUGGCGGUAUUGGAGGAAGCACUUGGUACUUGGUUUGUGAUCGAUGCAGAGAGAAGUAUCUCCGUGAAAAGCAAGCAGCAGCCAGAGAGAAGAUUAAACAGUCUAGGAGAAAACCAAUGCAAGUUAAGACUCCUCGUGCCUUGCCAACUAUGGAAGCUCAUCAAGUGAUUAAAGCCAAUGCACUGUAUUUACUGUCGCUGAGUAGUGCUGCUGAGCCUAGUAUCCUCUGCUAUCACCCUGCAAAAGCAUUCCAAUCUCAACUCCCCAGUCUCAAAGAGGGAAUUUCAGAAGACUUCCCUAUUAAAAUGCCAUGUCUCUAUCUACAGACUUUAGCAAGGCAUCAUCAUGAAAAUUUUGUUGGGUACCAAGAUGACAACCUCUUCCAGGAUGAGAUGAGGUACCUGCGCUCAACUUCAGUACCUGCACCGUACAUCUCAGUUACUCCUGAUGCAAGCCCUAAUGUCUUUGAAGAGCCAGAGAGUAAUAUGAAAUCUAUGCCCCCAAGUUUGGAAACCAGUCCAAUCACAGAUACAGAUCUUGCGAAGCGUACAGUCUUUCAAAGAUCAUACUCAGUUGUUGCAUCAGAAUAUGACAAGCAGCACUCAAUUUUGCCAGUACGUGUAAAGGCAAUCCCGAGGAGACGAGUCAACAGUGGAGAUGCGGAAGUGGGGUCCUCUCUCCUGAGACAUCCAUCUCCUGAACUUUCUCGGUUAAUCUCCGCCCACAGCUCUCUUUCCAAAGGAGAGAGAAAUUUCCAGUGGCCAGUAUUGGCAUUUGUAAUCCAGCAUCAUGAUCUGGAGGGACUUGAAAUAGCAAUGAAACAAGCCUUACGGAAAUCUGCCUGCCGUGUUUUUGCCAUGGAGGCUUUCAACUGGCUUCUUUGUAAUGUCAUUCAAACAACUUCCCUUCAUGAUAUCUUAUGGCAUUUUGUGGCUUCCCUGACUCCUGCACCUGUAGAGCCUGAAGAAGAGGAGGAUGAAGAAAAUAAAUCAAAUAAAGAAAAUGCAGAACAAGAAAAAGACACAAGAGUAUGUGAACAUCCUCUGUCAGAUAUAGUGAUUGCUGGUGAAGCAGCUCACCCAUUACCCCACACUUUUCAUCGCCUUCUCCAGACAAUCUCUGAUCUUAUGAUGUCUCUUCCCAGUGGUAGUGCAUUACAGCAAAUGGCCUUAAGAUGCUGGAGUCUCAAAUUCAAACAAUCUGAUCAUCAGUUCCUGCACCAGAGCAAUGUUUUCCAUCAUAUCAACAAUAUUUUGUCUAAAUCUGAUGAUGGAGACAGUGAAGAGAGUUUUAGUAUCAGCGUUCAGUCUGGUUUUGAAGUUAUGAAUCAGGAGCUGUGCAUAGUGGUUUGUCUAAAAGACUUAACCAGCAUUGUUGACAUUAAAACAUCAAGCCGACCUGCCAUGAUUGGUAGUUUAACAGAUGGGUCUACAGAAACAUUCUGGGAGUCCGGAGAUGAAGAUAAAAACAAAACCAAAAACAUCACAAUUAACUGUGUGAAAGGAAUCAAUGCACGUUAUGUGUGUGUUCAUGUAGACAACUCCAGAGACCUGGGGAACAAAGUGACGUCAAUGACCUUUCUAACUGGCAAGGCAGUAGAAGAUCUCUGCAGAAUAAAGCAGGUAGACUUGGAUUCAAGGCACAUUGGCUGGGUAACAAGUGAACUUCCUGGGGGUGACAAUCACAUCAUCAAAAUUGAACUGAAAGGUCCAGAAAACACACUAAGAGUUCGACAAGUGAAAAUUCUUGGAUGGAAAGAUGGUGAAAGCAUUAAAAUAGCAGGCCAGAUUUCUGCUAGUGUAGCUCAACAAAGAAACUGUGAAUCGGAGACGCUGCGAGUAUUCCGACUUAUUACAUCCCAGGUAUUUGGAAAACUCAUCUCUGGAGAUGCUGAGCCAACCCCAGAACAAGAAGAAAAAGCACUGUUGUCUUCCCCAGAAGGAGAAGAAAAAGUACACAAUGCAACAUCAGAUGCAGACCUGAAGGAGCACAUGGUAGGGAUCAUAUUCAGCCGGAGCAAACUGACAAAUUUGCAGAAGCAGGUGUGUGCUCAUAUAGUCCAGGCCAUAAGAAUGGAAGCAACCCGUGUGCGUGAAGAAUGGGAGCAUGCCAUCUCCAGCAAAGAGAACGCCAACUCACAGCCCAGCGAUGAGGAUGCUUCUUCUGAUGCUUAUUGCUUUGAGCUGCUGUCAAUGGUUCUGGCACUGAGCGGUUCCAAUGUAGGCCGGCAGUACCUGGCACAGCAGCUGACUCUGCUUCAGGAUCUUUUCUCAUUGCUACACACUGCUUCGCCCAGGGUGCAGAGACAGGUAACAUCACUACUAAGACGUGUUUUGCCCGAGGUAACCCCUAGUCGCCUUGCUAGUAUUAUAGGCGUGAAGUCCCUUCCACCAGCAGAUAUAAGUGAUAUCAUUCACUCAACAGAAAAAGGAGAUUGGAAUAAAUUAGGUAUCUUAGACAUGUUUUUGGGAUGCAUUGCCAAAGCUCUCACUGUACAGCUAAAAGCCAAAGGAACUACUAUAACAGGGACGGCUGGCACUACUGCAGGCAAAGGAGUUACUACAGUCACACUUCCAAUGAUCUUCAAUUCCAGCUAUAUUCGACGAGGUGAAAGCCAUUGGUGGAUGAAGGGUUCAACACCUACUCAGAUUUCAGAGAUCAUUAUUAAACUCAUUAAAGACAUGGCAGCAGGUCAUCUGUCAGAAGCUUGGUCCCGCGUAACGAAGAACGCUAUUGCUGAAACCAUCAUAGCUCUGACCAAAAUGGAAGAAGAAUACAGAUCACCAGUGAGGUGCAUUGCAACAACCAGACUGUGGCUGGCCUUAGCAUCCCUCUGUGUACUUGAUCAGGAUCAUGUUGAUAGACUGUCCUCAGGAAGGUGGAUGGGAAAGGACGGACAGCAGAAACAGAUGCCCAUGUGCGAUAACCAUGAUGAUGGUGAAACUGCUGCAAUCAUUUUAUGUAAUGUCUGUGGGAAUUUGUGUACAGAUUGUGACAGAUUCCUUCAUCUCCAUCGGCGAACAAAAACUCAUCAGAGACAGGUAUUCAAAGAAGAAGAAGAAGCUAUCAAAGUUGAUCUCCAUGAGGGUUGUGGUAGGACCAAACUUUUCUGGCUGAUGGCGUUAGCAGAUUCUAAAACUAUGAAGGCUAUGGUGGAAUUCAGAGAACAGACAGGCAAGCCGACCACCAGCAGUUCUGAGGCGUGUCGCUUCUGUGGAUGCAGGAGCGGAACAGAAUUAUCAGCAGUGGGAAGCGUUUGUUCUGAUACAGAUUGCCAGGAAUAUGCUAAAAUUGCCUGCAGCAAGACACACCCCUGUGGUCACCCAUGUGGAGGCGUUAAGAACGAAGAGCACUGUUUGCCGUGCUUGCAUGGCUGUGAUAAGAAUGCUACAACUCUUAAACAAGAUGCUGAUGACAUGUGCAUGAUCUGCUUUACUGAAGCACUUUCAGCAGCACCAGCUAUCCAGCUGGACUGCAGCCACGUUUUCCAUUUGCAAUGCUGUCAGCGAGUCCUAGAAAACAGGUGGCUUGGGCCAAGGAUAACUUUUGGGUUUAUGUCCUGUCCUAUUUGCAAGAACAAAAUCAAUCACACAGUGUUAAAAGAUUUGCUUGAUCCAAUCAAAGAACUCUAUGAAGAUGUAAGGAGAAAAGCACUAAUGAGACUGGAGUAUGAAGGGCUGCACAAGAGUGAGGCCAUCACAACACCAGGCGUUAGAUUUUAUAAUGACCCAGCUGGCUAUGCUAUGAACAGAUAUGCUUAUUAUGUUUGCUACAAGUGCAAAAAGGCAUAUUUUGGUGGCGAAGCUCGUUGUGAUGCUGAGGCUGGACAAGGAGAUGACUACGAUCCAAGAGAGCUUAUUUGCGGUGCAUGCUCUGAUGUUUCAAGGGCUCAGAUGUGUCCCAAACACGGUACAGAUUUCUUGGAGUACAAAUGCCGCUACUGCUGCUCAGUCGCUGUUUUUUUCUGUUUUGGGACAACGCAUUUUUGCAACGCCUGCCAUGAUGAUUUCCAAAGAAUGACAAGCAUCCCUAAAGAAGAACUCCCACACUGUCCUGCAGGUCCCAAAGGUAAACAACUUGAAGGAACAGAAUGUCCGCUUCAUGUUGUCCAUCCACCCACUGGUGAAGAAUUUGCUCUGGGUUGUGGGGUUUGCAGAAACGCUCAUACUUUUUAGACUAGCAAGGUUUUUUUUCACCAGAGCAAAACAGGUGCCCUCAUCCCUCAAGUGUCCUGAAAAUUGAAGUCCAGUUGGGAUGAGGAUGGGACCAUUGCAUAACCCAGGAACAAUAUACAGUGCAAGAAGGAUGCCAAAUACCAUGUACAUAAUUCUUGCUGUGAGAUUGACAUUUUUUUGAACUGAGACAUCAAAACUUGUGAGGUGUUUGCAUGUGGCCAUUACAGUCAUUGGCUAGGAAACAUUGGACAUUUACAAAUUAAUAAUUGCUAUUAAAGGAUCUGUGUGUCUGUGGACUAUGAAUGAUGCUGGCUUUCAGGAAAAAGGAAAAAAAAAUGAUUAUUGUAUACUGACUUUUUGUAAUCUUGUACAAUUGUAAGGCAUCACAAGGGGAUGGGAAAGAGGGAUAUUCUGGUUUAUUUCCUAGACUGUUAUAAAAAAAAAAAUGUGUUAGGAAGGCGUAAAUGUAUCAAGUAUCACGCUGUAUAUAAAGGUAUCAAUGUUUGUCCUGUAUAAGAAUUAUUAAAUUACAAACAGCAGUUUCAUUUAAACUUCUGGGUUAUGUUUGAGCCUGAAAUUUUAAUGAAGUGCAAUACUGAGUGUGCCUCAUAUCUUGCAGCUGUAAACAUAAUGGAAUGUACAUGUCAAUAAA